AUGGAGCGACUGUUCGAAGCGUUGGCGGUUUGCUUGCCUGCAAUAAACGGACGUUGGCAUCCUGCAGAUGAUGUCACUGUCGUGGACGUUACCACAGUCGUUGCGCAUGUACAGGAUGUGAUUGAUGUGGACGCCCGCUUGACCGAUUUGGACAAGGGCAAUGGAGGAGGUGUCGGGAUUGGCUGCGCUAUGGCACACAUACUGUUGCCCAUGCAACAUGGUAUUUCCACACGAGGAUACUGCAGUGAUCCGCAUCGUAUCAAUGAAUCCACACCUGGAUCAACCUAA
Echinostoma caproni is the source of this 288-nucleotide messenger RNA. NCBI's taxonomy places the organism in Eukaryota, Metazoa, Platyhelminthes, Trematoda, Plagiorchiida, Echinostomatidae. The record is from the annotation of a GenBank genome assembly.